Molecule: messenger RNA, 1302 nt
Organism: Grosmannia clavigera kw1407
Lineage: Eukaryota; Fungi; Ascomycota; Sordariomycetes; Ophiostomatales; Ophiostomataceae
Product: udp-glucose 4-epimerase
Exons: 1
Coding region: 1-1302 (433 amino acids)
Biological process (GO): beta-D-galactose catabolic process via UDP-galactose, Leloir pathway
Cellular component (GO): cytosol
Molecular function (GO): UDP-glucose 4-epimerase activity
Source: RefSeq, a predicted model, not a curated record
AUGAACCGCUCCUAUCCUGCUUCCGAAUAUUCGGGCAACGAUCAGUCCCGUUCCACAACCUCAUGUCCACCUACACCCGCUACAGAGACCAGCGACUUUGAUGCUGCCGUCUCGGAUGUCUCGCUCAGUGACAUUCUUCCCAUUCCUUCAAGAGACGAGUACGUGCUCGUCACUGGUGGAUUAGGUUUCAUCGGCAGCCACACAACCGUGGAGUUGCUAAAGGCUGGCUACAAUGUCAUCAUUGUGGACGAUCUAAGCAACAGCUACCGCCAUGUGCUCGACGGAAUUCACGAGGUUGCCCGUCUUCAUUAUGCUGCACAUGAGUGCGGCCAAUGUCCGGUAGUCGAGUAUCACAACAUCAACUACCGAGACCUACCAGCAAUGCAAAAUGUCCUUGAGCUUCACUCGUCCAUCGCACCGUCUCACAACGGGACAAAGAUCACCGACAUAGUCGGCGUCAUCCACUUUGCCGCUUACAAGACGGUCCAUGAGAGCAUAUGCCAGCCGUUGAAGUACUACAAGAACAACGUUAACGGCUUUGUCGAUCUGCUCGCCCUGCUCGAGGAAUUCUCCAUCAAGACAUUCAUCUUCUCUUCUUCUGCCGUUGUCUAUGGCUACCUAGGUCAAGCCGGCCGCACUCUUCUGGAGACGAACUGCCUGCAAUCUUGCGAGCAAGCGCUGGAGUCUGAAGAUAGCGAGCGUCAACCGCAGUCUGGCUGCGUUGAGAUCACCAACCCGUACGGCCGCUCAAAGUUCUUUGCCGAGGCCAUCCUCUCAGACCUGGUUGUUUCCGACCCGUCUUGGAACAUUGUUGUACUCCGUUAUUUCAACCCCAUCGGCUGCGAUUCGUCCGGUCUGCUCGCGGAGAAUCCCAAGGGCGAAUCGCUCAACCUGUUGCCACUGGUCACGCAGACCAUGACCGGCGCUCGUAAAGAGCUUCUGGUCUUUGGCGGCGACUGGAACACGCCCGAUGGCACAGCCAUGCGCGACUUUAUCCACGUCAGCGACCUGGCCCGGGGUCACACGGCCGCUCUGUCGGCCUGUCGAGAGGGCCGCCUCAAGGGCUCCUACCGCACCUUCAACCUGGGCGUCGGCAAAGGCUGUUCCAUUCUGGAAGUGAUCCGUGCCAUGGAGUCGGUUUCAGGACGCAAAAUUCCCUGGCAACUAGUUGACCGACGGCCGGGUGAUGUGGAGUCGUCCAUUGCAGCUGUCGGUCGUGCACAAGAGGAGCUCGGUUGGAAGGCCGAAAAAUCCCUCAGAGAUGCAUGCUGGGAUAUCUGUCAUUAUCUCAAUUUGAUUUAA